Chrysoperla carnea is the source of this 2592-nucleotide messenger RNA. Its product is annotated as cationic amino acid transporter 2. The transcript is spliced from 13 exons. Gene Ontology annotation, molecular function: amino acid transmembrane transporter activity. NCBI's taxonomy places the organism in Eukaryota, Metazoa, Arthropoda, Insecta, Neuroptera, Chrysopidae. Gene Ontology annotation, cellular component: plasma membrane. The record is from RefSeq and is a predicted model, not a curated record. Gene Ontology annotation, biological process: transmembrane transport; amino acid transport. Bases 7 to 2592 code for a protein of 861 amino acids.
UUAAAAAUGAAGCUGGGAAUGUUUAGUGGUGAUCGUGAACAGUUACGGCGUGACGGUUUACAAUUAUUCGGUAAAUUAAUUCGAACUAAAAAUGUUGAUAUGUUACAAGAAACACAACCACACCAACGACCACAAUCGCCGCCAGGUGGAAAACAAAAGUUAACGAAAUGUUUAACCACCUUAGAUUUAACGUCGUUGGGUGUGGGUAGUUGUGUUGGGACUGGAAUGUAUUUAGUAGCUGGUAUGGUAGCAAGAAAUGUUGCGGGGCCAGGUGUUGUUGUUAGUUUUAUUAUUGCAGCAGUUGCAAGUAUAUUUUCAGGUGCAUGUUAUGCAGAGUUUGGUGUACGUGUUCCACAUACGACUGGAUCAGCGUACAUGUAUUCAUAUGUUACAGUAGGUGAAUUUAUUGCAUUCGUGAUUGGUUGGAAUAUGAUAUUAGAAUAUUUAAUUGGCACAUCGGCUUGUGCUUGUGCGUUAAGUGCAUGUUUGGAUGCACUAGCAAAUGGUGCAAUUAGUGAUUCAACUAAAAAUGCUGUCGGCACAAUAUUUGGGCGACCACCGGAUUUUCUGGCAUUUGUUAUAACAUUAUUGAUGAUGUUACUAAUGGCCGCUGGAGUAAAAAAGUCCCUUAUAUUCAACAAUGUAUUAAAUGCAAUCAACCUUGCUGUGUGGGUGUUUGUUAUGACCGCAGGCUUAUUUUAUGUAGACACAGAUAAUUGGACUCAACAUAAAGGAUUCCUCCCAUACGGAUGGUCAGGCGUCUUUACUGGUGCGGCAACAUGUUUUUAUGCAUUUAUUGGUUUUGAUAUAAUUGCCACAACCGGAGAAGAAGCUACAAAUCCAAAGAAAUCAAUUCCACUUGCAAUUGUUUCCAGUUUAAUUAUAAUUUUAAUUGCAUAUGUCACCAGCGCAAUGAUGUUAACAUUAAUUGUUCCUUAUGAACAAGUUGAUCCAGACUCUGCCCUUGUUGAAAUGUUUGGGCAAGUUGGUGCCUACAAAUGUAAAUACAUAGUAGCUGUGGGUGCUUUAGCUGGUUUAACUGUCAGCAUGUUUGGUUCUAUGUUCCCAAUGCCACGAAUUGUAUAUGCAAUGGCACAAGAUGGUUUAAUUUUCAGAUAUUUUUCACAAAUUUGGCCAUUAACAGGCACGCCAGCAAUGGCCACAUUAUUAAGUGGUGUUGCAGCCGCUUUUGCAGCGUUAAUAAUUCGUUUAGAAGUAUUAGUUGAAAUGAUGUCGAUUGGUACAUUACUCGCAUAUACGUUAGUGUCCACUUGCGUUCUAAUAUUACGAUAUCAACCUCAUUCGAAAAAUUUAAUUGAAUUAUUGCCUCAAAGUUUACGAACACCAAACAUAGGCUCACCAACCAAAGAAGACUUAAAUAAAUCAAAUAAUGGGGGUCAAAUUUUGUACAGCAAUGAACUACAUCCAGAUACAUUAAAAAGUGCGUUAGAUUCAUCUGUAUCGUCACAGCGAGUUAUGGUUCGGCGUGUUACACGCAGUUCACCUGAUAGUGACGACACGUAUGGUGGUGAGGAGCCCGAAGAAGAGUUUUCAAUGAGGGACGACCAAUUUUUAGUGUCGGAUAGAACUGAAAAUAAAUUUUAUGGCACAUUACAUGGUGCAGGCAGUGCUACUAGCACUGGUGGUAUGAUGAGCUCAACUGUGGGUCCAAGCCUGGGAUACCUUGGAAGAAGAUUGCAGGCUGCAACGUAUUUAUGUCCUGCAAUAUUUCCAUGGGUCGAUACUGGCCCAGCUACCGAAGAGUCGGGGAUGUAUGUUAUGAAAGCUGUUGGAAUUUUAUACAUUUUAAUAUUUAUUUUUGAUAUAAUUGUGGUUUGUGGUAUCCACAAUAUGACAUCAACAAUAACGUUUUUUCUAUUCUUCUUCUUUUUUGCAAUUGUUGCCGUACUGUUAGCCAUUUCAAGAAAACCACAAAAUAGAAAUGCUGUUGUAUUUAUGACUCCAGGAUUACCGUUUGUUCCUGCAAUUGCUGUCACAGUUAAUAUUUAUCUAAUAUUCAAGUUAUCAAUCUUAACAUUAGUGCGUUUUGUUAUUUGGAUGACUUUAGGAUUAAUUAUGUACUUCUAUUACGGCAUUAAAAAUAGUUCACUAGAAGAUCAACCCGUCGAUGGUGAUUUAAAUAAUAUUGAAUUAACAGUGACGGCCGACGAAACCCAAAAAUACAAUUCAAAACAAACAUCAGAUGCAUCGUAUAUUGCACAAGAGCAACCAGUUUAUACAUGGGAUGAUCCAAAUAAAUUAUGGGAACAAUCUGAAGAUGCGUGGUCGUCACAAGCACCAAGUAAUCCCACAUAUCAACCACAAAAUACAUCAACAAUAGGCUAUACGGGUGCUUGGGCAUCAUCAACACAAGAUACACGACCUCCAACACAAUUACCUCCACCGCCAUCGAAAUCAACAGCAAAAAAAAAUCAACAAUUUAGUCAAAUUGAAACGCAAUAUAAUGUAAACACAAAUAAUACAAGAUCUGUGAUUAAUAGGCCACAAGGAACAAGACCCCCACCGCCACGUAGAGUUGAUUCUAAAGAUUUGUUUAUAAGUGAACAAGAGUUCCCGAAAUGGGAUGAUUAA